AAAAUGCCGUCGGUUUCGAAAGCUGCGACGAGCGCUUCUCCUCAGACGGAGAAACCGUCUCAUUACACGUAUUUGAAGGAGUUCCGGACCGAGCAAUGCCCACUUUUCCUGCAGCACAAGUGCGCCCAGCAUAGGCCCUUCACCUGCUUCCACUGGCAUUUCCUCAAUCAGCGGCGGCGGAGGCCCAUCAGGCGGCGGGACGGCACCUUCAACUACAGCCCGGACGUCUACUGCACCAAAUACGACGAGACAACCGGAAUCUGCCCGGACGGAGACGAUUGUCCAUAUCUCCAUCGAACGACUGGGGACACAGAAAGAAAAUACCAUCUACGCUAUUAUAAAACUGGUACAUGCAUCCAUGAAACAGAUGCUCGUGGGCACUGUGUGAAAAAUGGGCUUCACUGUGCGUUUGCUCAUGGUCCACAUGAUUUACGUCCCCCAGUCUAUGACAUAAGGGAGCUCCAGGCACAGGAAGCACUGCAGAAUGGUCAGCUUGGGGCAGGAGAGGGCCUUCCUGAUCUACAGCCAGGUGUGCUGGCUAGUCAAGCCAUGAUAGAAAAAACGCUGUCUGAAGAUGCAAGAUGGCAGGAAACAAACUUUGUACUAGCAAAUUAUAAGACCGAACAGUGUAAUAAGCCACCUAGACUCUGUCGACAAGGCUAUGCCUGCCCUCAUUAUCAUAACAGCCGGGACAGAAGAAGGAACCCUAGAAAAUUUAAAUACAGGUCAACUCCAUGUCCUAAUGUCAAACAUGGGGAUGAAUGGGGAGAGCCAACAAAAUGUGAGAGUGGAGAUAACUGCCAGUACUGUCACUCCCGCACUGAGCAGCAAUUUCAUCCAGAGAUCUACAAGUCUACAAAAUGUAAUGAUAUGCGGCAGACAGGAUACUGUCCUCGAGGGCCUUUCUGUGCAUUUGCACAUGUUGAAAGAAUCCCUUCUACUGAGGAAGUGCAGAUUAUGAAUCAGGUCGCCUCUAUGAUGCAGGCAGGAGCUGCGGCAGGUACUCAGUCCAAGCAAAGUGCUAGGCUUUAUUCUACAGAAAGUAUUGGAUCUGCAAGUGAUUGGGGCUCAAGUAUUAACUCAGGCAGCAAUAAUGGACAAAUAGGAAAUGUUUCAUCAUCUAGCAGCCCAACAGUUACUUCAAGUUCAGAUCCUGCGACAUCCAGUGUUUCAUCACCGACAUCUACAUAUCCAAAAGCACCAGGAUUUGAGCGAGAAGAUCAGGCAAAACAACAUAAGAAUCAAACACUAGAGAGCAACCAGAAAUUAAAUGAACAUGAUAGUAAACAGAAUCUUUUAAAUGUGUUUUCAGUGGUAAAUCCACUGGCUUCCAGUAUAACAUCCAGUUUGGCAUCUAGUAUUGGAUCUGAUACUUCAUCUCCCUCGACUUUGUCAACUAUGAAUGCCAAAGCAGUUCCAUUUUACCCUGCCAGCAAUACAGUAGAAUCCGUUAUUGGUUCUGCUUUAGAUCUUCAUUUUAGUGAUGUGAAUGUUGCAUCUCUUGAUAAGGAAUUAGAGGAUCAAGAUACUGGUGACAUAGGAUUAAAAGGUCAGAGGUUAUUGGGCAGUUCAGCACCUGUAAAUAUUCCAGGAUCACUUGCUCGCUCUUCAUCCUUGCAUUCUUCUUCUUCCUUAUCUGCUUCUCCACUUGGUUCCCUUUCCCAGUCUUUUCUUUCGACAAGCAUGGCUCCACAACAACAGUCCCAGCAGUCAUCAAAGUCUGAGCAUGCUCUUCUGGGUACGUCGGCCUCCUCUCAUAGUUCCUUAGGUUUGAAUGGUGUUUCUGGCAGUAUCUGGGAUCAUUUUGUUAGUGGAAAUUUCUCCCCGAGCCCAUCUCCAGUAUUCAGUAGUAGUGCCACAACAACCACUGCUGGCUCCAGCAACAGUGAGCUGGCCAGAGUGCGAAGAGAACUUGAAGAGGCUAAGCGAAAGAUCAAACAAUGGGAAGAUUCAUGGCAGCAAGUGAAGCAGGCAUGUGAUGCAUGGCAGAAGGAAGCUCAAGAGGCCAAAGAGAGAGCAAAAGCGGCGGAUACUGAUCGGCAAGUAGUAUUACAACAAAAGGAAGAAGUGGAUAAACAGCUUAAAAAGCUACAGGAGGACUUUGAUGCUUUAUAUCGAUCUCCAAAUUUUCCCCUUCUAAGAAACUAUGGAGAUAUAGACAAGCUUCCACUACCAAAGCUUCAUUCUAUACAAAGUCAAUUGCGUGCAGAUUUGGACCUUGUAGAUGGGGUAAUUUAUCAGCUCCAGUCGAAGAAAUGCAUUGUAUGCCAGGAGCGGGACCGUUCUAUUUUACUUCAGCCUUGCCAGCAUUAUGUCCUCUGUGAGCACUGUGCACCUAACAAAAUUGAAUGUCCCUAUUGCAAAACUAAAGUAAUGAAUUGGUGAUGAAUAUAUUCUAGGUACAUGGGACUAGCCUUUUGAAGAACGACUACACUAUCCUAACAAUUCAAAGCUGUAGUGCCCCCCUCAUGUCGGAAAUAUUUUAAAUUACGCAGUGAGUAUAUCCUACCCUACAAAAUACAACAUUUGUCUGUACUUUUUUCUUAAACUUUUUUUUAAUAUGUAUAAGCUCUUUCCCUUGGGGAAAACUUGCCACAUGCAUCUUGGUAAACCAGUUUAUUAGUGACUUAUUUAGUCCAUUCUUGAGCACGUCAGCCAUACGGUUUACUUUAAUCUUACUGACGUGCUUCACAAUGUUGCUGCAUUUCCAUCACUUGCAGAUGCCCUGUGUUUACAGCUGGUUCCUUACCGCAUGCAUUCAUAAAUAAAAUUGAAGUAAACUCAAGGCACUUCAGAAUCAUGGUGUAGGAUCAACUUGCUGUGUAUUUCCAAUGAAUAUUGCAUGCAGAGCACUGCAGCUUUAGCAUUUUUAUGUUCUAGUAUUUUACAUAUAAAAUUAAAAAGAAAAAAAAUUACUAGGUUAUGUGAAGAGGUUUAAUUUCCUGUAACGCACUUUGUUAACCUGGGGUUUUUUUUUUG
Messenger RNA from Hemiscyllium ocellatum (epaulette shark), 2979 nucleotides. It is a transcript of the gene unkl, whose product is annotated as unk like zinc finger. The record is from RefSeq and is a predicted model, not a curated record. Bases 4 to 2385 code for a protein of 793 amino acids. The transcript has 17 exons. Gene Ontology annotation, molecular function: metal ion binding. NCBI's taxonomy places the organism in Eukaryota, Metazoa, Chordata, Chondrichthyes, Orectolobiformes, Hemiscylliidae.